AUGUUGAAAAUAUGGCAGGCCGUGAGAAAUUGCAGAGAUUCGAGAGGUCGACAGAUGUCCAAGCUGUUUUUAGAACUUCCUGAUCAGGAAGAUUAUCCCGAUUAUUACGAAGAGGAAAAAAUCGAAACCGGAAAAUACAAUGACAUUCUUGCUUUAGCGGCCGACCUUAAUUUGAUGUUUGAAAAUGCGAAGCAAUACAAUGCGGAAGGAUCGCAGAUUUAUAAUGACGCCGUUUUUUUACAAAACUUGUCGGCAAAGUUGAUUGCCGCCGAGCAUCCGCAGAGAGGACAAAGUGAUUUCGAGAUCAAUGAUGCUGAUUACGUCGACUUGACCGAAGUAGAGCAUAAUGGAGAGAUAUAUCGUGUCGGUGACUAUGUGCAUAUUCGCAAUGAGGAUGGCUUGACAAAACCAAAUGUGGCACAUAUCUUUCGACUAUGGAAAAAUCAAAACAGCGAAGUAGGCGUUAACGUCUGUUGGUACUACCAUCCAGAACAAACAGUCCACCAAGCUACCCGUUCCUUUUACGAAAACGAAAUUUUCAAAACUAAUGCUUAUAAUGAAUAUCUUAUUUCCGAAGUAAUUGAGAAAGUCUUUGUCAUUCCUGUUCGUGAAGCAAUGAAAGGUCGUCCAAAAAAUAGCGUGGGUAAAACUGUCUACGUGUGUGAAUCGCGCUACAACGAGGCUGGUAAAAAUUUCUCCAAAAUUAAAAACUGGAGCAGUACCUAUGCUCCAGGAUUUGCUGGACGCGUGGAAAUGGAAUACUAUCCCCAAAUGAUUAGUCUUAAACGGGUCAAGAGUCCGCUUGCUGGAGCAUUCGAAAUGAUAAAGACGAAACCCAAACAGGAGGAAUCUUCCCCGCAGUUAGCCUCGGUUAGUCAUCAACAGGUGUCACAACAAAGUAGAACAGCCUCGCCUUUAACAAGUCAAGUCUCUUUACAAUCAGUUGAUAAUAGUAAUACGACUAUGCUUUCGCAAUAUCAAUCAUCGGCAAUACAAGCACAGUCGUCGAUAUCCUCACGAACCGAAAGUGUCUCUUCGCAAAUACCGCAUUACGAUGGAUAUAACAAUAAUAAUAACAUUUCGACUCCAGAGUAUAGACAUAGCAUGCAAACACAAACGAGUGGACAUUCAAGUCAAACAACAAGGGCAAUGUCUUUGUCGGCAGAGACUGCGAAUCAAUUUGCCUGCAACGCUCAAGGUGAAAUUCUCUGGUUCGCUACGCCACCAGUUGAUGUGACACCCCUAUCGCGACCGCAGCACUCGAAGCUAUAUAUGGAGAAACGGGGAGAGCUCCUAGCCGAAAGAGAAAACAUCAAUCGAUGUGGCGGCCGACCAGAUGUGGCCACAGGCAUGCCGAUGGUUAUGCCAACGUCCGCGCCAUCAAAAGUUUCAACCUCCUGUACUGCGCCUGAUAAUCCAACCAUACCGUUUGGGGAAGCGGAGGCCACGGUUGCUCAAUGUCUUUUAUCAAAUGCAUGGAAAACAGAAGCGCUAGACCUCGCAAACAACAUAAAACGAUGA
This is a messenger RNA of Paraglomus occultum, 1521 nucleotides long. Lineage: Eukaryota; Fungi; Glomeromycota; Glomeromycetes; Paraglomerales; Paraglomeraceae. The record is from the annotation of a GenBank genome assembly.